CGACGCCGCGCCAGCCAGCCAGGCCAGCCGUCAUCCACGAGCCGCGUCGUCGCAGCAUCAUAUCAUAGUUCGUAGCAGCUGCCCCAUGUGAUCACUCCCUCUCGUCCCAUGUGACCCGCCCUGAAUGCCACUGCCCUCACACCUCAUCACCACGCUCCCCCACUUGUUCAUCUCUCCCUCCCCUCCUCCGUGAUCCCGACCUCCCUCACCCUCGCCGUCAGCUCGCCUCCCUUGCUUGCAUCCACCUACAUUCCCCAUCCUUCCCAGAUCACAGCCCAAGCCAACCAUGAUCCGGCGCGGCAUGCCGCCGCCGCUCCUGCUGCUGCUGCUGGCGCUGGCCGGCACAGCGGCGGCGCAGCAGGAGGGCAACGUGCCGGAGCAGUACGCGGCGUCGCUGGCCACCCGCUUCGACGCGCCGGCGUCGUGGCCGUUCCCCAACCCGCGGCUGCGGGCCGCCUACGCCGCGCUGCAGGCCUGGAAGCAGACGGCCAUCUUCUCCGACCCGUCCAACUUCACCGCCAACUGGCAAGGCCCCGACGUGUGCGCCUACACCGGCGUCUACUGCGCGCCGGCCCCCUCCGCCUACGGCGCGGUGACCGUGGCCGGGAUCGACCUCAACCACGCCGACAUCGCGGGCUACCUUCCCGCCUCCCUCCCGCUCGGCCUCCCGGACCUGGCGCUGCUCCACCUCAACUCCAACCGCUUCUGCGGGGUGGUGCCGGACACCUUCCGCCGCCUGCGCCUCCUCCACGAGCUCGACCUCAGCAACAACCGCUUCGUCGGUGCCUUCCCGGAGGUGGUGCUCGCGCUGCCGUCCUUGAAGUACCUCGACCUCCGCUUCAACGACUUCGAGGGCGCCAUCCCGCCCGCGCUCUUCGACCGCCCGCUCGACGCCAUCUUCCUCAACUCCAACCGCCUGCGUCGCCCCAUCCCCGCCAACCUCGGCAACUCGCCGGCCUCCGUCGUCGUGCUCGCGCACAACAGGCUCGGCGGGUGCAUCCCGCCCUCCAUCGGGAAGAUGGCGGAGACGCUCAACGAGAUCGUGCUCAUCGACGACCAGCUCACCGGCUGCAUCCCGCCGCAGGUCGGGCUGCUCAAGAAGGUGACGGUGUUUGAUGUCAGCGGGAACCGGCUACAGGGGGCGCUCCCCGCGGCCAUCGGCGGGAUGGCCGCCGUCGAGGAGCUCGUCGUCGCCGGGAACCUCUUCGAGGGCGCCGUGCCGGCCGCCGUCUGCGGCCUCGCCGGGCUCAAGAACUUCACCUACACCGACAACUUCAUCACCUCGCGCCCGAGCUGCAAGCAGGCCACCGCCGACGGCGCGUGGAACUGCAUCUCCGGCGCGCCCGCACAGCGCCCGCCGGCUCAGUGCGCCGCCGCAGCCUCCCACCCGUUCGACUGCAGCAAGGCGCAAUGCCAGUUCUCGGCGUACACUCCUGCCACUCCCGCGCCCGGUGGUGGCAAGCCUUCCGGCCCGUCGUACCCGUCGCCGCCGUCAAGCACGACCACUCCGUCGUCCCACUCGCCUCCCAAGGGCUCCGGCACGCCGUCAUACCCCUCGCCGCAUCAGGGAUCCACCACCCCGUCCUACCACUCGCCACCUCAGGGAUCCACCACGCCAUCGCCACCAGGCUCAACCACGCCGUCGUACCCGACACCACCGUCCAGCUCCAGUACCCCGUCGUACCACUCGCCGCCUCAGGGAUCCACCACGCCAUCGCCACCAGGCUCAACCACGCCGUCGUACCCCACGCCACCGUCCAGCUCCAGCACCCCGUCGUACCACUCGCCGCCCCAGGGAUCGACCACGCCAUCGUCACCAGGCUCAACCACGCCGUCGUACCCGACGCCUCCGUCGAGCUCCAGCACCCCGUCAUACCACUCGCCGCCCCAGGGAUCCUCCACGCCAUCGCCACCAGGCUCAACCACGCCGUCGUACCCGACGCCUCCGUCCAGCUCCAGCACCCCAUCAUCCCACUCACCGCCGCAGAGCACGCCGGGGACCCCGUCGUACCCGUCUCCUUCGUCAGGCACCCCGACGCCAGUAGGAGGCCACGCGCCGCCUCCCCCGACCUCGGCCGACAAGCCAGACGGCCGGUACGCGCCGCCCCCGGGCUCGUACGGCCCCACGACGCCCUCCGGCUCGACGCCACCUUCCUCCGGCAGCCACCAGCCGCCGUCGCCGCCCACGGAGUACCCCGGCUACGCGCUGCCUCCCCACUCGUCAGGGACCCCAUCGACCACGCCUCCAUCACAGACGCACCCAGGCACACCGUCUUCCCCGUCGGGGCCAACAACGCCGUCCACGCCCGAGCACUGCGCGCCGCCGUCCAAGGGCAGCAGCACCGGCGACCACGGGCACGGGCACCCGACGCCGACGCCGACGCCGUUCCCGCCGGUGUACGGCGUGGCAUACGGGUCGCCGCCGCCGCCGAUGAAGCCGUACAACUAACUCUUCCUGGUCCAUCGCCGGAGCAGCCAACACACCGCACCGCCGCCAGUAUAAUACCUCACCUCCCUCUGCCAUGGACUGCCAUUGCCAGUAGUAUUUUUUCCACCUUGGGUUUUUCCAUCUCUUCUUCCUUCUUCUUAAUUUGUUGCGACGAGUGUUUGAUCCACGAUCUUACAGAGAUCGGAUGGAGUUGAAAGAGGCCCCCUCCUAUGUAUUCUUUCUGCCCGGAUUUAUUAAAUUAAUUUGGAUGUGUAA
Messenger RNA from Hordeum vulgare subsp. vulgare (domesticated barley), 2704 nucleotides. RefSeq names its product leucine-rich repeat extensin-like protein 7. Gene Ontology annotation, molecular function: protein binding. The coding region runs from base 287 to 2449 and encodes 720 amino acids. The transcript has a single exon. The record is from RefSeq and is a predicted model, not a curated record. NCBI's taxonomy places the organism in Eukaryota, Viridiplantae, Streptophyta, Magnoliopsida, Poales, Poaceae.